Molecule: messenger RNA, 663 nt
Organism: Oppiella nova
Lineage: Eukaryota; Metazoa; Arthropoda; Arachnida; Sarcoptiformes; Oppiidae
Source: the annotation of a GenBank genome assembly
CAAAUCAGUGACGCCGUACUCGACGCCCAUCUCUCCCAAGACCCGGACUCGAGGAUCGCCUGCGAGACGGCCACCAAAUCGGGUCUUAUCAUCGUUUUCGGCGAAAUCACUUCCAAUGCCAAUGUAGACAUCGAAGCCGUCAUCCGAAGAACCGUCGAGAAGAUUGGUUACGACGACGAGAGCAAAGGAAUUGAUUACAAGAAGUGCAAAGUAAUGAUAAAAAUGGAUAAACAGAGCCCUGAGAUCGCGUCGGGUGUUCACGAGAACAAGAAGAUCGAGGAGAUCGGCGCCGGAGACCAGGGGCUGAUGUUUGGUUACGCCACCGAUGAGACCGAGGAGUGUAUGCCUCUGACUGUGGUUCUGUCGCAUAAACUCAACGCAAAGAUCGCUGAAUUGCGACGGAAUGGCGUGUUCUGGUGGGCCAGACCUGACACCAAGACUCAGGUGACCUGCGAGUACUGCUUCAAGAAUGGAGCGGCGGUUCCACUGCGGGUCCACACCAUCGUCGUGUCGACACAGCAUUCAGAUGACGUGGACUUGGAUUUCUUGAGGAGUGAGAUAAUGGAGAAAGUGAUCAAAGAAGUGAUUCCCGCCAAAUACCUCAACGCAAACACCGUGUAUCACAUCAACCCGUGCGGGAAGUUCGUGUUGGGCGGACCCGCC